AGACAGCUAUUGUACUUGAGGUAUUUAAGCGAAAAUUUCACAUCGAGACAUUAAUUCCACUACACGACUACCGGCUUCAUCAUGAAAUUCGUAUUGGUCUGCUUCCUCGCUGUGCUCGCGGUGGCCGCGGCGCGCCCACAGAUUGGUUUGGACGCCGUCAGCAACGUCGGCUCCGGCGUCAACGCUGCCUCCAGCCCUGUCCAAUCCGGCAUCGCCUCAGCCUCUGGCUCCGCGUUGUCGGACGGCCCGCUCUCAGCCGUCGCAGGCGCCGCCACCGGCGCCGAAGCCGCCGUCAAGGGCGCCGUCGGCUCCGGACUUGGCACGAUCACCUCCAUGGCUUCGAGUGUACCAGGCGCUUCGAUGUUGGGAGGUCUGACAUCGAAAGUACCUACCAUCCCAUUAUGAGUACCUGAUAUUGCCCAUCGAUGAACAUGAUAAACAGUAGUCUGUUAAUGUAAAUCUAGACUUCUAGAUCCAGUUAUCCAAAAUUGCAAUAAUAUUGUAGCAUUUAUGCCGACUUGCUAAUAAAUACCGGAUUCGAUUGCAA
Molecule: messenger RNA, 547 nt
Organism: Ostrinia nubilalis (European corn borer)
Lineage: Eukaryota; Metazoa; Arthropoda; Insecta; Lepidoptera; Crambidae
Exons: 2
Coding region: 82-405 (107 amino acids)
Source: RefSeq, a predicted model, not a curated record